This is a messenger RNA of Gasterosteus aculeatus aculeatus (three-spined stickleback), 1573 nucleotides long. The record is from RefSeq and is a predicted model, not a curated record. NCBI's taxonomy places the organism in Eukaryota, Metazoa, Chordata, Actinopteri, Perciformes, Gasterosteidae.
CAUCAUCAUCAUCAUCAGUGCGGGGGAACAGAGAUGUCGGACGCUGCUAAAGCGCAGUCGGGAGCCCCGGGUGGUCGCAGGGGUGGUCGCGGUGAUCGGUCGGAAAAGAUCCACGUUGCUGUCCAAAGUGUCCCCGAGGGAAAGGACUUCACCGUCAGACAGCUGAAAUGGGGUCUAGCAGAGCGCCUUUGGGCGCCGACAGAGCAGCUGGUCCUCACAGAGCCACAACUCCUGAGUCACCGUAGCGCCCAGGAUGAGUCAGCCUCAGCACCCGUCUUCUGCCUCCACCUGCGAUCAAGCACCAAAAAUCACACCAGAGCUCGACCAUGAAAGCUUCCCACCGUCUCCCACCUCUCCCCUUGGUUUGGUGGAGGGUCUGGAUAGUCUGAGCCUAACAAACAGUGGGCCCGGCUUCUCGCCUGUCACCACACAGGGGCUGGAGAUCAUCAGGAGCCCUUGCAUGAUAGAGCAUGUGGUGCAUAGUGAAGACACAGCAUUAGACCAUUUACAGACGGAGCAGGAAAACCCUGAAACCAUCACUGGUGACUCUGAUGGCCCUCAGAAGGAUUCCAGCAAAAUGCUCAAAUUAUCACAGAUCGGAGAAGCCCGAGAAGUGACCACAUCGUGCGGCACUCAACAGCCAACUGAAGGGGAAAGCACCGCUAUUCCAUCGGUCACCUGUCAGUCCACAGAUCCUCUCCGAGUUCUGACCGCCGCGACCAGAGCCGAUCCAAACCCUCAGAGCUCUGUGACCGCAGGCACGCAGUCACUGCUGGAGAAGAUCACAUCCAGUCCAGGACUGAUGGAGAGCCUGCUGUCGGGGCCCUACGUCAGCAGUCUCCUCACCUGCCUGAGCCAGAACCCUGACCUGGCUGCACAGAUGCUGCUGAGCCACCCGUUGAUCUCGGGAGAUCCAUUGCUGCAGCAGCAAAUGAGGCCUCACAUCCCUCUUCUUCUGCAACAACCUCACAGUCCAGAGCUGCUGUCGGCCCUGUUCAACCCCAGAGCCAUGGAGGCUCUGCUACUCAUCCAACAGGGCCUACAGACUCUGGCUGCAGAGGCUCCUGCACUGAUACCCACAGCUGGUGUUAAUGCUGCCCCAGAGCUGGUACCUGACUCUGUCCUUCACAGCCAAUGUGGUCAUCGGGUUUCCAUGGUGACGGCGCAGCAGCAGCAGCAGUUUGUGGAGCAAAUGCUACAGGCGCUAGCUGACACCAAUCACGGGGUCCAUGUUGACGAGGCGGAGUUCCAGGACGAGCUGGAGCAUCUGAGCUCAAUGGGCUUCGGAGACAGAGAAGCAAACCUGCAGGUCCUCAUCAGCACCGGAGGAGACCUCACCACCGCUAUACAGCAUCUGCUCAGUCUUUGACAACCACACACAGAUGUUGACCUGGGCACGUGUACAUACAUACAGUAUUACAUCAUAAUCCUUCAUAUGCAUUGGGGUUUUUUUCCAACUACUUCUAAAAUCCAAUUUGCCGUUGUGAGCAAAGAAAAGCAGCAAAAAUGUAUCUUCAAGCUUAAAAUACAUAAUGUUGCACCCUGAUCAAUAAAGAGAGAAGAUAAACACAAA